Messenger RNA from Penicillium verhagenii, 642 nucleotides. RefSeq lists its product as uncharacterized. The record is from RefSeq and is a predicted model, not a curated record. Lineage: Eukaryota; Fungi; Ascomycota; Eurotiomycetes; Eurotiales; Aspergillaceae. The transcript has a single exon. Bases 1 to 642 code for a protein of 213 amino acids.
AUGCAGUACAAGACUAUUCUUACCGUCCUUUUCGCUACCGCGGCUCUUGCUGCCCCUAAGCCCCAAGACUCCGGCUCGUCGGACUCGGAAGUUACCGAUACCACUCCUUCAUCGGUUGACGACGGCGAUGAGGUCCCCUCCUCCAUCGAGUCCGUUCUCAUGACCGGCAUCCCCUCAACCUGGCUCAAUGACUUCUACUCCAACUCCGCCUUCAUGGAAUCCGAGAUCAGCGCCAUGCAGAGCGGUGACUACCCCGCCUGGGUCACCAGUCUCCCCUCCGCCGUCGAGGCCUACUUCACCUCCGAGAUCCAGGUUGAGAUUACUGAAUACGAAAGCAUGCUUGCCGCCGAAUCUACUGCAACCGGCUCCGAUAUCACCAUCUCUGGCACCUUGAUCCCCAGCUCUACCGCUUCCUCUACUUCUACUCCCCUCAGCACAGGGUCCACUACCGCCACUGAGACCACAAGCGGUUCAAGCUCCACCGGUUCCUCGGGCACUACUUCCUCGGGCUCCUCAUCCUCCGGCGCAUCCUCCGGUGCCGCGACCAGCACCUCUACCGGUGGUGCCGCCGCCGCUACUGGUGGCCUCGCCAUCAGCCUUGCUGGUGCUGCCGGUAUCCUCGGUGUCGCUCUUGCUCUGUGA